AUGGCCUCCUCUGCCACUACUGAGUCUCUAAAAGACCAAACAUCUUCCCGACCAGCCCGCAUCCCCUACUGGCGUGUUCUACUCGACUCCGGCGCCAUCACCGACAACAUCAUCCACUACCCCUACAGCGGGGCCGGCACGUCCGAUGACCCCUACAUCGUGGAGUGGAUCCACGACGAUCCGCGCAACCCGAUGCUCAUCUCGAAGCCCCGGAAAUGGGCCUUUACCAUCAUCGCCGCCUUUGCCACCUUCGGCGUGUCCAUGGCCUCGUCGGCGUAUGCGGGGAGUAUCGACCAAAUCAUCGAGUCCUUCGGGAUCGGCACCGAGGUCGCAACGCUCGGCGUCUCGCUGUUCGUGCUGGGGUCUGCGGUGGGCCCGCUGGUGUGGGCGCCGCUGAGUGAAUUAAUCGGCCGGCAGAAGGUCUUCGCCAUCUCGUACCUGGGUCUCGCGGUGUUCUGCGCCGCCGCGACCGGGUCGCGCAACUCGUGGACACUCGUCAUCCUUCGGUUUUUUGCGGGCUCGUUUGGCUCGUCGCCCCUCACCAACGCGGGCGGUCUCAUUGCGGAUAUCUUCCCCGCGGAGGAGCGGGGGCUGGCGAUGAGUCUGUUCGCGGGCGCACCGUUCUUGGGACCUACCAUCGGCCCCAUCAUCGGCGGCUUCCUGGGCGAAAGUGCGGGCUGGAAAUGGGUGCAGGGGCUCCUGGCCGCCUUCUCAGGCCUCAUCUGGCUCAUUCAGUGCCUCAUGAUCCCCGAAACCUACGCACCCUUACUGCUCCGCGCGCGAGCCGACCGGCUGUGCAAGGUGACCGGCAAGACGUACAUCAGCAAGCUGGACCGGGAGCGGGGGCGGGUGUCCGUGGCCAACGCCUUCGGCGCGGCGCUGCUGCGUCCGUGGGUGCUGCUCUUCGCGGAGCCCAUCGUGCUGCUGCUGUCCCUGUACAUGGCCAUCGUCUACGGUACGCUGUACAUGCUCUUCGACGCAUUCCCCAUUGUCUUCCAGGAGAUCCGCGGGUGGAGCGAAGGGAUCGGCUCGCUGCCGUUCCUGGGGGUUAUGGUGGGCAUGAUGUCGGCGGUGGUCUACAACAUGUACGACAACAAGCGCUACAAGCGCCUGCACGCGCAAUACAAGGGCUUUGCGCCCCCGGAGACCCGGCUGCCCCCGACGAUGAUUGGGGGGAUCACGAUCCCGAUCGGCUUGUUCUGGUUCGCGUGGACCAACGGGCCCUCGGUGCAUUGGAUCGUGUGCAUCAUUGCGGCGGCGCCUUUUGGCUUUGGAAUGGUGCUGGUCUUCUUGAACAUCAUGUCGUAUCUGAUUGACUCGUACACCAUUUAUGCGGCGUCCGUGCUGGCGGCCAAUUCCAUCAUCCGGAGCUGCUUCGGCGCGGGCUUCCCCUUGUUCACCACCUACAUGUACCAUAACCUGGGCAUCCACUGGGCUUCCUGUAUCCCGGCGUUUUUGUCGCUGGCGUGCUUGCCGUUCCCCUUCAUCUUCUACAAGUAUGGGGCGGCCAUUCGACGGAAGUGUAAGUAUUCGGCUGAGGCGGAUGCGUUUAUGCGCAAACUGGCCGAGAAGACACUGCACCAUCCAGAGAAGGAGGCGGAGGCGGAGGAAGAAGAGGCGGAGGCGGUCGCGGAUGGACUGGAUGUCACAGCGAUAGACCAGGAGUUAGAUCUGGAGCGCGGGCUCUCCGUGUCCACAGACGGACCCUCGCCUCGGCAGUACGAGGCCAACCCGUACGACAUCGACCGAGUGAAUACGUGCAACUCCGCCAUCACGCAGCGGUCGCGGUCUCGGUCCGUGCGGUCCAAGCGGAAGAAGUGGGGGGGUUUCUAG
Messenger RNA from Aspergillus saccharolyticus JOP 1030-1, 1833 nucleotides. RefSeq names its product MFS transporter. Gene Ontology annotation, molecular function: transmembrane transporter activity. The transcript has 2 exons. The record is from RefSeq and is a predicted model, not a curated record. Gene Ontology annotation, biological process: transmembrane transport. Bases 1 to 1833 code for a protein of 610 amino acids. NCBI's taxonomy places the organism in Eukaryota, Fungi, Ascomycota, Eurotiomycetes, Eurotiales, Aspergillaceae.